This is a messenger RNA of Ornithorhynchus anatinus (platypus), 3280 nucleotides long. It is a transcript of the gene RAB15, whose product is annotated as RAB15, member RAS oncogene family. Lineage: Eukaryota; Metazoa; Chordata; Mammalia; Monotremata; Ornithorhynchidae. Gene Ontology annotation, biological process: Rab protein signal transduction. The transcript has 7 exons. Gene Ontology annotation, molecular function: GTP binding; GTPase activity. The coding region runs from base 187 to 825 and encodes 212 amino acids. The record is from RefSeq and is a predicted model, not a curated record.
CGGGCAGGAGGCGGGCCAGCCCAAGCCCAGCGGGGCCCCACCCGGGCGCGGCCCGCGAUGGCUGCGGCGGCGGGAGCGGAGCGGGGCUGAGCCGGCCAGGCCAGGACCGGACCGGCCGGGGCAGGACAGGACAGGACCGGGCAGGACCGGGCCGGGCCGGGCCGGGCCGGGCCGGGCCUCCCCGCCAUGGCGAAGCAGUACGACGUGCUGUUCCGGCUGCUGCUCAUCGGGGACUCCGGCGUGGGGAAAACCUGCCUGCUCUGCCGCUUCACCGACAACGAGUUCCACUCGUCCCACAUCUCCACCAUCGGAGUCGACUUCAAAAUGAAGACCAUAGAGGUAGACGGCAUUAAAGUCCGGAUCCAGAUUUGGGAUACUGCAGGGCAGGAGCGAUACCAGACAAUCACCAAGCAGUACUACAGGAGGGCACAGGGAAUAUUUUUAGUUUACGACAUCUCCAGCGAACGCUCCUACCAGCACAUCAUGAAGUGGGUCAGCGACGUAGAUGAGUACGCGCCUGACGGAGUCCAGAAGAUCCUCAUAGGGAACAAAGCCGACGAAGAGCAGAAGAGGCAAGUGGGAAGAGAUCAAGGCCAGCAGCUGGCUAAGGAAUAUGGCAUGGACUUCUACGAAACAAGUGCCUGCACCAACUUCAAUAUUAAGGAGUCUUUCACUCGGCUGACUGAGCUGGUGCUGCAGGCCCACAAGAAGGAGCUGGACAGACUCCGCACCUUCGCCAGCGAGGAGCUCCCCUUGGCCGAGCUGGAGGAAGACGAGGGCAGACCGGAGGGCACGGGGCACUCUCCGAAGACCUGCUGGUGCUGAGGGAUCUGCACGGGCCACCUGUACCGGUGCCGCUCCUCCUCCUCGUCCUCCUCCUCUCCUCUCCUCCUCCUCCUCCUCCUCUAUGGCUGGCGGCAUGCGUGGGCAGCUUGGAUGGCAGGAGUCCAGGCCUUACUGCCCUACCGCUCUCCUCGUCCAUCUCACCAGGUCCGCCGCCCUCCAAAGGGCCUUCCUCCUGGCGGUCCCCUGACGUUCAGGCUCCGUGUGUUCCCUCGAGAUGAGCCGUGAGCACACACCCGCUCGCUCUCCUGCCCUGCCCUUCACAUUUCCUUCCUCUCCCCAUCUCCCCCCCUCCCACUCCCAGGUCUAGGUUUUGCUUUGACGGGUAGUGUAGCCUCUUUCCUUCCCUGAGUGUCGUGGGGAGAAACACUGGGUCUCCCCAAUGGGAGCAGAGGAGCCUGAAGUGUCCUCCACUCCCUGCUGCAGAAAGGGCCCCACCCUCCCAAAUCCCACGCCGAGUCCAUCCACUCUCUCCAUGGAUUUUUACCAUAAGGAGGUGCAGGGGCCGUGUGACGCCUGGAGCCGUUCACCGCUUCGGGGCUCUGGGCAGCAAAGCGGAUGGUCCCCUGCUAGCUGACAGAGAGGACUUCAGCCCUAGACCUGAGUUCAGGUCCUGUUGAUCUGCCUCGCUCUGCGGCCUGGCACCCUCCUUUGCCCCUCCAUUUGUGUUGGGCCUAGCUGGGCUACAUCCAACCUUCUGGGAAGACUCUGUUGCUUCCCCUCCCUGGCCCAGCCUCCACCUGUUGGGCAACGAAGCAAGCAGUAGAGGCAGAGGCCCCGAGGAAGGAUAGCAGGAGCGGAGAUGAUUUGUGAAAUGGAGUCUGAACAGAGGAAGCGUGUUAGGCUCCAAACAAUCCCCCUCUUCCUCCUCCCUUUUCACUCUGACCCAGGUGUGGGCUUCUGUAGUGGGGCAGAUAUGGAAUAGGAGCCAGGAUGGUUCCAGACUGUCCAGGGACAAGAAGGAGAAGACUGGAACCAGCAGCCUCUAUCAUCUAUGCUCUCCCAAGUGCUUAACAUAGUGCUCUGCACACGGUAAGCACUCAGCGAAUACCACUGAUGUCAGAGAGGCAGAAGCAGAGUGUAGAAGAGGAAAGUGUUUUCUCCAGAUCCCCAAGUCGUGGCCCCCCUGUGCCGAGGGGACCUGAAACUUCCUCCUCCCACAUCUCCCCCGAGGUGCGAGGGGGACCCGGACUAAGAGAAGAGGGGCGACGAUCUCCCACCUGAGUGGUGAAGGGGAAAGGUGGGCAGCAGCUCUGGGGGGGAAUUUGUUUUAGUAUUCAGUGCCCAUCUCAAUCCUUCAGAGAAAGCUAAAGGCUCUGCACUCUCAGGCCCGGGCAGACAGGCAGGGCCGGCUUGUUUGUAGCACAGCGGGGGUUUCCCUCCCUGUGGCAUAGACUAGCAAGCCUAGCCAGUUCCUGACUCUCACCCCUUAGGGACACUGCCCCCGGGCCAUGGAGCUUGGUUGGCAUCCUUGCCCAUUGUAGCCUGUCGGGGAGAGAUCCCCCAGGACAGGUAUGCGAACAAGGCGACCGGCCAUAAGGUUGUUGGACGGGUCAAAGCCGUGGGGAAAGAAAGCACUGGGAACUGUGAGUGGAGGGACAGGAUCAGCUGCCAUUCAUGGCUCCGUCUCCCAGAGUUGAGCCGGACUCUUCAGCUCUGGCCAAUGGAAACAAAAAUGCAUCGAGGUGGAGGGGAGGGAGAACUGCUGGGACGGUGGGGUGGAUGUGUGUGUGGGGGGGGCGGCGGGUGGCGGUGGGGGGGGAACCUCUCCCUGGUGAAAAUCACUUGGAGGAAUUCAGGGUCGGGUAGGAUUUUAGCCAGGCCGCCUCCCUCGUUGCCAAGGCAAAUAUGGGUUAGGGCAACUGAGUUGCCCCUCUCGUCCUUCAGGGGAAGGAGGGGAGAAGCACUACUGAAAUCUUUGGACAGAUUUCCUUGCCUCCCCCACCCCACUGGGGAGCAGAAUCUGAUUCGACCCUUCCCCAGGGCAUGACGGAGUCGGUCCAACCAGGACCCGCUAGCCUCCAUCACCGAUGAGCGUAAUUGGUGAUGGGGCGACAGUGGAGAGUAGCGUUCAGACUUACACUCUGGGAGGCUGCUGUUGUCAGCGUCUCGCAAGCCAAGACCCGACCCACCCCAAGCCCGCACCUCAGCCGGCCCUGAUGCCCGGCGGGACCUUGGGCGUUGCCCCGAGGCCAGGGCCGUCCCCACGGGCGCCUUGCCCAUCAGCCAGGUUCCCCUGCCCCGCGAGUCUCCGGUGCCUGCUGUCGGGAGACUCAGCCCAGCCCCGGAAACAUCUCUGCUCCUGAGUCCCCGCCUGUCCCUCUCUGUGACUCGUGAACUUUGCCGUCCUGUGUCUGGGGGUCAUUAUACAACUGGAAGCAGAACUUGUCACUUUUAAACACAGAUGUUUACAGAAUAAAAGAGAUUUCGAACCACC